Messenger RNA from Owenia fusiformis, 841 nucleotides. Lineage: Eukaryota; Metazoa; Annelida; Polychaeta; Sabellida; Oweniidae. The record is from the annotation of a GenBank genome assembly.
AAUCAUACUUGAAGCAAAGGUCAGUGAAAUGGAAGCCAGAGCGAUUCAAGCUGAAUCCAAGCUUAAUGCUUUCCAAAAAAAGACUGAGACAGAAUUUCAAAGGAUUCACACCCUAAUAAAGAGCAUCUCGGAGGAGCAUGAUACGCCAUUGCUCAAUACCUCAUUACCAACCAUUGGCCAGAAGACAAAUGGAACUUUUUUCGGUCCAAGACUUCAGGGACCCACAUGUGCUUCAUCCCCUAUUAAGACUAAGGAGAAAGCAGUUAAGAUUACUGAAACAAACCCUGAUCAAAGUGAUCAUAAUGGUAUAAAUGCCAAUAAGAAACCAAGUGUACUUCGCCCAGUUAAUCCUGUCGUAAUCCCAGAUAAACGUAAUGAAGAUAAACAUUCUAAGGAUGUGAAUCCUCAACGUGCUGAUUGUGUAAACCGUCGUAUUAAUGAUCGUAUUAAUACUCAUAGGUCUGUCAAGCAUUCUGUGGUUGAGCCUGUGACUCCGGAUGUAGAUCACAAUACAAGUCUUGAUGUAAGCCUGGAUGACCACAAAUCUUUUGCGAUGGUGGCAAGCAAGAAUAAUGACAGAUGGCAGGUAGCUGGCAGGCGCAAAGCAAACACUGCAGUGAAAACGAGGACUGUACCAAAACCUGCACUGCAAGGAGCCUUAACCCUUCAACGAGGAGAAUCUGCUAUGGUAUAUGUGGCCAAUAUUAAAGUAAAUCCUGAUAUGACAGACAAGGACAUAAUACAAAUGAUAGUAGACUUUAAUGCUGAUCGGGGUAUAACGAUAAUUCGUGCCUUUGUUGUGAGAGUGCGAGUUAGACUAGUAGUAGUUAUUAGGGAAUGA